GUGACCUCAGUGACAAGUGGCAUGUGAAAAAAAAGCAAGAUAAAAAAAGGAAAAAAGUAACGUGAUUAAUUUUUUUAACGAAAAUUUUCACUAAAUUAAUAUAAAUUAAGGUUUAGUCCUUACGAAUUACCUAAUAAUACGGUUCAUAGGUGCAGGAAAUUGGUUGUAAUUUAAUUUCGUAUUAAUUUCCCGUUUUGCAAUUGUAACAAUGACGGACAAAAAGGAAGACGUGCCGAAAACGAAAAACGCCACUGACGAAGAAUUAUCGAAUCUCUUAGAUAGUGCUCUGGAGGAUUUCUCGAUAGCGGCGAAAAGCCCAAAGGACGCCAAUGCAAAGUCUGAUGGUACCGUUAGCACGUCUAGUAGUCAAAAUCAACCCGAUCAAGAUUGGUCGCAAGAUUUCAUCCAGCAGGCCGCUAGUCAGUUCGAAGACAAUUUCGCUAGUUUCUUGGCCAACGCUGAUCCCAAUGCACAAGUCACUCCGGAAUUCAUUCAGAAUAAGCUGAAACAAAUGGCAGAUGCAGCACAACAAGUUCUGGACAAUCCGGCUCAAGCCAAUGAUACAUCGACGGAUUUCUCCAAUUCGAUCUCUGAAGCAAUAAAAUCGCUCAAUGCGGGAACAGAGGGCCUCCAGGCCCCCAUAAACGAAGAAGAACUGAUGAAAAUGUUUUCGGGUAAUAGCGCAGGCUCCGAAAACGAUCUUCUUCCUUUCAUGCAGGGAAUGAUGCAAGGAUUGCUGUCGAAGGAAGUCCUGGGUCCCAGUCUUGAGGACUUUGUGCAAAGGUUGCCCGAAUACAUUGAGAAAAAUAAAGAAACUUUAGAUAAGAAAGAUGUGGAACGUUAUGAAAAUCAGAAAAAGCUGAUGGAAGAAGUGUUGGAGGAGUUGAACAAAGAGCAGGAAAGCGAUAGUACAGAUGUUAAAAAGGAGAGGUUCAAUAAAGUAUUGACACUCAUGCAAAAGCUACAAGAUUACGGCCAACCUCCAGCGGAAUUAGUCGGAGACUUGGAGGCUCCCUUCAAUUUCGAUCAGCAGGGAAAUCCGUUUCCUAAUCAACCGAAUUCCGAGUGCAGUGUAAUGUAAAUGUUCCGAUAUUUGUAUUAAAAAAAUACGACAUCACUUUUAUGAUUAGAGUAACGGCAGAGAUGGGUAAUUUUUAAUGAAAAACGCAUUGGAAGGUCGAGCUUGGAAAGGUGCAGUCAUUGGAUUUGUUCUAAUUUAAGUAAAAAACGGUUCUGAUUUUUAGUUUUAGAAAGGUUCAGUACUGUUGUUGGAUCCUACUGUUAAAAUUAUUUUUAAGCAUUUAAUGAUUUUAUUAUAAAGUAAAAUGUAUCGGUUUUUGUAAGAGUAACAUGUUAAAUGACAACUAAAGCAUUAUAUUCAGGCUUUAUUUGUUGUAUCGUGGAAUUCCAAGUGUUGACAAAAUUGCCGAUUCCUAAACUAAUUAAUUUAAAAAAAUGUUUUUGAUUUAUUUGGCAGUAUAAAAAAUUGUAGCGUUAUUUGUUAUCGAUUUAUUUUCUGUAUUUUAUUGCAUUGUUGUCGAAUAAAAACAUUCGAGUUGAAAGUU
Molecule: messenger RNA, 1565 nt
Organism: Phyllotreta striolata
Lineage: Eukaryota; Metazoa; Arthropoda; Insecta; Coleoptera; Chrysomelidae
Source: the annotation of a GenBank genome assembly